AGGACAGUAUGGCCAAGGCAAGAACAUUUAGGACUCAGUCUGAACAGCUCAGCCAUCCCUCAAACCACAUUCUGCUCAAGGGACAGCAAGACCACGACGAAGACCCCCAUCACGACGACGGCGACGCGGCUUCAGACGAAAGCCGGGGUCCGCUGGAAGAGAGUGGCCGCACCAUGUCCGAUAGCAGUGAUGAGGAGGUGGAGGAGUCUGUUGCUGAGGACAUCCAGCGCUUUGAGGACAGCUUCAGGGGCAUUACCUCCAAAUACCGCCUCAUCAACCGCAUCGGAGAAGGCACCUUUUCGACGGUUUACAAGGCCGAGGAUCUCCAAUACUCCAAAUACAGCAAUGACUGGGACGUCGAAAGCGGUCCCCGGAAGAAGGCUCGUUUUGUGGCUAUCAAAAAGAUCUAUGUCACGAGCAGUCCCAUUCGGAUAUUCAAUGAACUGGAACUGCUUCACGACCUCAAGGAUUCUGAUUCAGUGUGCCCGUUGAUCACCGCAUUUCGCGACCAGGACCAAGUCAUUGCCAUUCUUCCGUACUUCCAGCACCGCGAUUUUCGAGAGUACUUCCGCGACAUGUCCUUUUCCGACAUGAGACGCUACUUCCAGAGUUUAUUCACUGCCCUCAGUGCCGUCCACGCUCACGGAAUCCUUCACCGCGACAUCAAGCCCACAAAUUUCCUCUACAACCCUGUAGAGGCCCGCGGAGUUCUUGUCGAUUUCGGGUUGGCCGAGCGAGAAGGGACCGACCAUCACCACUGUCCAUGCGAGCUUUCCAGCGACCAGAGGCGUUACAAAAUCGAGCACAGCGUUCAUGCUGCCACCCAGGCCAGCGCCCCUAACAUGAUUCCCACGUACCCAAAGAACGAUUCCAGAGGAAGCCGGCGUGCCAAUCGAGCUGGAACACGUGGAUUCCGAGCACCAGAGGUUCUCCUCAAAUGCACUGCGCAGACCACGGCACUAGACAUGUGGAGUGCAGGUGUAAUCCUACUGACGUUUCUCUCCCGUCGUUUCCCUUUCUUCCACAGUGCUGAUGAUAUUGAUGCACUGCUCGAAAUCACCAACAUCUUCGGGAGGAAGAAGAUGAAGGAGACAUCUCUCCUUCACGGCCAGGUGUUUGAAACCAACAUCCCAAGCUAUACCGAGAGCGGUCAUGGCUUUGAGAAGAUCAUUCUCUGGUGCACAAACCGCCAUGGCAAACACGACAACGGCGAGAAGAUCAGGAUGGUUGGGGAAGAAAGGGAGGCGCUGGUGUUCAUGGAAAAGCUGCUAGAGUGUGACCCCAAGAAACGUAUGACGGCUGACGAUGCCCUAAACGACCCCUUUCUCGCAAUCCUCGGAGAGGAAACCGCUGGAGAGGAGACGGAUGAAGACGAAGACAUGGCUGAGCUUGUCGAAUCAUAAGACGGAAUUCAAUUCAAGGCGUACCGCGCACGCAUCAUGUAUGGGAUGGCCUUUCGGUUGGCGCAUAGGAGGUUUCGGUUCAGAGAUACCACGAGCAUGGCUGGAGUUCAAUGUUGUUAUGGUGCAUUGCAGCUUGUAGAUACUGGCAUUUGCGUGGUCUGUUUCUGUUCAUCUGGUGCAUUCAGCGGACAUAUUGUAUUACUAAGAUACCCUUACAUUUUGACUAAAGAAUUUAAGUUAUCAAAAGCUUUAGCAGAGCGCGAUAUAGGAUAAUUGAAAGCCAU
Messenger RNA from Mytilinidion resinicola, 1687 nucleotides. Its product is annotated as kinase-like protein. The transcript is spliced from 3 exons. Gene Ontology annotation, cellular component: nucleus. Gene Ontology annotation, molecular function: protein serine/threonine kinase activity; ATP binding. Gene Ontology annotation, biological process: protein phosphorylation; mitotic DNA damage checkpoint signaling. NCBI's taxonomy places the organism in Eukaryota, Fungi, Ascomycota, Dothideomycetes, Mytilinidiales, Mytilinidiaceae. The record is from RefSeq and is a predicted model, not a curated record. The coding region runs from base 9 to 1403 and encodes 464 amino acids.